CCUUCUGUAUCUAUGAGCAGUGGCUGCUCAGAGAGACACAUGAUUUGAGAGGAUAAUCAAAAGAAGGGAAGCCCAAGGUAGAGAGAGGUACAUUGGAUAUGCAGGAAGUGGGAGCGCCAUCCCGUGGUGAUUAGUUGGGGCAGUUCCAUGGCUAGAUUUAUGGCACGCAGUUGUUGAACGCCUGACAGACAUCGGAGGCAAGGGCUCCACCGCUGCUACCCCUUUUACUGCUGCUGCUGCUUCAGAGGAGCUCUGUUUGCUACCGGAGAGGAAGCUCUGUCUCAGCACACAAAGAUGGUGAGGGAGCAGUAUGUCACCACCACCCAGGACAGCAGUGUCCCUGCCCCGGUCCCUGACUCCAUCUAUAAGAUCGGGAUCUACGGUUGGAGGAAGCGCUGCCUCUACCUGUUUGUCCUGCUGCUCAUCAUCAUCCUCACCGUGAACUUUGCCCUCACCAUAUGGAUCCUCCGGGUCAUGUGGUUAAACACAGAAGGGAUGGGACAUCUAAAAGUAACAGCGGAGGGAGUGAGGCUUGAGGACGGCAAGUCAGAGUUCCUCUUUCCUCUCUACGCCCAAGAGAUCCACUCCAGAGUGGACUCCUCUCUCCUGGUGCACUCAUCUGAAAACGUCACUCUCAAUGCCCGCAAUGAAAAUAAUGAUGUCACAGGAAGUCUCUCUGUAGGUCCAGAUGUGGCCCAGGGAAAUGCACCGAAUUUUGUCAUCAGCUCCAACACCAAGACGCUGUUUUCUGCAGAUGACAAAGAGGUGGUUGUUGGAACAGACACACUUCGUGUUACAGGUCCAGAAGGUGCUCUGUUUGAACACUCCGUAGAGACGCCCCUGCUCAGAGCUGAGCCCUUCAAAGACUUGAGGCUGGAGUCUCCAACCCGCUCUCUCAGCAUGGAUGCACCAAAGGGAGUCUUUGUCAAAGCACUGGCCGGGAACAUCGAGGCGGCAUCUAACAUGGAUCUUCUAUUGCACUCCAGUGAAGGACUGGUGAUUCUGGAUGCCGAGACGGUGCGUCUGCCGAGUCUCCCCCUGGGACAUGGAGGGGUGUCUGGAAACGCUCAGGUACUCUACGAAGUGUGUGUCUGUCCUAGCGGAAAGCUGUUCCUGUCCAAGGCGGGGGUCACCUCCAUGUGCAACGAAAGCCAAGAGUGCUAGCGAGUGUCUUUGCCAUCAGAUUAUACCAUAUUGAAUGAAAAUGCCUUUAAAUUGGGUACUCUGACACACUUUCAUAAAAACACAAAAAAACGAUCACAACUUUUCAAUUCUGAACAAAACUGCCAGUUGAACUGCAGACAUAUCCUCCAAGUAAUUUAUCUAUGGUGCAUAUUAUUGAUGGAAGUUACAUUUGAGACUAUUUUACUAUGUAACUGAAACAGUGACAUGACAACUUUAUACCACAUUAAUAAGUGGCUUACUUCUGCAGUAUAGUUAUUGAUACCAUUUUAUGUUUACACUGAGUUGAGAUGAUUGUUUAUUUUAUAAUUACGGUAUUAUGGCUGGGCAAUGAUGAGCUGGUUAACAGAUUAUAUCCUAUGCAAUGUGUUUUAUGUGGGCCCGGUUUCCUGGACCCAGGUGAAGCUUAGUCCACAAUGGAGAACCUCCCAAUGAAAGUGAUUUUUAGUGUAGGCUUCAUCUGGGUCCGGGAAACCGGCCCAUAGUGUAUUAAUGUUGGGCAAAUGGAGAGAAAAGGAUGAUAUGAUCUAGUCUGUAGAUAUAUACCAAACAUUGGGAACACCAUCCUAAUAUUGAGAACAGCCUCAUGGUGUCAAUUGUUCCACAGGGAUGCUGGCCCAUGAUGACUCCAUGUUUCCCACAGUUGUGUCAAGUUGGCUGGAUGUCCUUUGGGUGGGUCAUUCUUGAUAGACAUGGGAAACUGUUGAGCAUGAAAAACCCAGCAUCAUUGCAUUGCACCUGGCACCUACUACCAUACUCCGUUCAAAGUCACUUACACCUUGUGUCUUGCCCAUUCACCAUCUGAAUGGCACACACACAAUCCAUGUCUCACUUGUCUCGAGGCUUAAAAAUUCUUAUUUAACCUGCUUCCUCCUCUUCAUCUACACUAAUUGAGGUGGAUUUAGCAAGUGACAUCAAUAAGGGAUCCUAGCUUUCACCUGGAUUCACCUGGUCAGUCUAUGUCAUGGAAAGAGCAGGUGUUCUUAAUGUUUUGUAUACAAAUGCAACCUAGUUAUGGUCUAAGAAAGAUAAUAUAAAAUAGAGGUACAGUUGAGUGUGUUUGUGUUACACAUUCAUUAUGCAACGUUAAGCAAUCUGAUACAUCUGUUGCUAGAGAUUUUAAAAAGGGACUGUUUUCCCAAGUACUUAAUUUCCUAUCCCAGUUCACCAGCUGCCACUGUGUUUCUGUAGUUCUUUUCAUUCAUGCAUUUAUUGUGUUUGCUUAACAUUGCAGAAUGAAUGUGUUACACAAUCUGUUACAUCCAAUCCUGUUGCUAGAGAUUUUCAAAAAGUGACUGUGUUUUUCCAAGUACUUAAUUUAAUCUCACAGUUCACCAGCUGCCACUGUGUUUCUGUUGUUUUUUAAAUGUAUGCAUUUAUUGUGUGAAAUGUAUUUAUUUUUAUGUUUUUUUAUGUGUGGCCAUAUAUCACAAACCCCCGAGGUGCCUUAUUGCUGUUAUAAACUGGUUAACAACAUAAUUAGAGAAGUAAAAAUAAAUGUUUUGUCAUACUCGUGGUAUACGGUCUAAUAUACCACGGCUGUCAGCCAAUCAGCAUUCUGGGCACGAAUCACCCAGUUUAGAUUAGUCAGUCAAACUAAUCAGUAUACUGUAACUAAUAACUUUGCAAGAAUAGGACAUUAAAUGGAUAGUGUGACAUUUUGGCAACUAAGGCCCAUGUUCUACUUACCCAGAGUCAGAUGGAUACCAUUUGUAUGUCUCUGCGUGCAGUAUGAAGGAAGUUGAAGGUACUUUCUGGAACCAUUGCUAACUAGUGCUGUGACUGGAAGUGUACAGGAACGGCUAGCAUGCAUUUUCAUCAAUCUCUCAAAUUUGCUAUAUUUUCUUUUUCAAUACAUGGUUGUGUUUCUAUCUCAUUCCUUGGUAUAGGCCACGACAUUAAAUAUGCUAUGAUGUCGCACUUCUAAUCCUAUUGCACUGCAAUACUGUAGCCUACCCAUAGCCAACUGUCACAUACUGUCAAGGUUACCAGUCUAUUUACUUUUGCGCAUGCUUGGCUAUUGAAUUAACAAUUGAUAAAUGGUAGCCUACUAUCUGUUGUGUGGCGGGAAUAAUUUAAACCAGUUAUGUCAGAAAAGGAAACACGUCCUGCAAUGUGAUUAUGAUAUAGGCCUAUAUAAUAAAAGUAAAAUAAACACAUUAGAUGACAUGCUGCUAUGCAAUCUCUUUGCCAAUGCAUCUGUUUUAUCAUUAGGCCUACGUUUUAAUGUUUUUAUUAGCCUACCAUCAUUAUAAAUCCCGUACAUCAAACACCUCCCAUUUUCCCCAAACGAGCAAUAAACCUAUUUGUUGCAAUGCAGUUGAUCAACCUAAAAGUUGUGUACACAAAUGGUUUGAGAUUUGCGUGGAGAUAGGCACUUUCCUGUCAUGUUCACAAUUGAUAAAUACCAAUCUUUGCAGGAAAACUAGCGCUCGCAAGGAUCAGAGUAUUUUUUGUGCAUAUGCCCCUGUAGCCUAUGUGUUCUAUUUUAGGGAAUAUUUAUUGUACAUUUUGAUUUUAGAAAAAAAUGGUAGCUUCUUAGUUAUCUUGUCACGACCUUGACUGUAAUAUAGAUUCUAAUGCGUUACUGUUCACCCAUGUUGUAUACAUGUUCGCUUGUUGUCCUUAUACAGAAAAUAUUCUAGAUUUGUCAGUGAAGUUGAUGUUUUGAUAAAAUUGUGGAAUAUGUUUGCCAGGUUUUGUAUGUUUGAAUAAAACAUUUGUGCUAUUCUUGUAAAAAAAGCUCCUGUCUUAACAGAAUAACAUGUAUAUACAGUGGGGAGAACAAGUAUUUGAUACACUGCCGAUUUUGCAGGUUUUCCUACUUACAAAGCAUGUAGAGGUCUGUAAUUUUUUAUCAUAGGUAAACUUCAACUGUGAGAGACGGAAUCUAAAACAAAAAUCCAGAAAAUCACAUUGUAUGAUUUUUAAGAACCGUAAUUAAUUUUAUUGCAUGAUAUAAGUAUUUGAUACAUUAGAAAAGCAGACCUUAAUAUUUGGUACAGAAACCUUUGUUUGCAAUUACAGAGAUCAUACGUUUCCUGUAGUUCUUGACCAGGUUUGCACACACUGCAGCAGGGAUUUUGGCCCACUCCUCCAUACAGACCAUCUCCAGAUCCUUCAGGUUUCGGGGCUGUCGCUGGGCAACACGGACUUUCAGCUCCCUCCAAAUAUAUUCUACUGGGUUCAGGUCUGGAGACUGGCUAGGCCACUCCAGGACCUUGAGAUGCUUCUUACGGAGCCACUCCUUAGUUGCCCUGGCUGUGUGUUUUGGGUCGUUGUCAUGCUGGAAGACCCAGCCACGACCCAUCUUCAAUGCUCUUACUGAGGGAAGGAGGUUGUUGGCAAAGAUCUCCCAUCCAUCCUCCCCUCAAUACGGUGCGUUCGUCCUGUCCCCUUUACAGAAAAGCAUCCCCAAAGAAUGAUGUUUCCACCUAAAUGCUUCACGGUUGGGAUUGUGUUCUUGGGGUUGUACUCAUCCUUCUUCUUCCUCCAAACACGGCGAGUGGAGUUCAGACCAAAAAGCUAUAUUUUUGUCUCAUCAUACCACAUGACCUUCUCCCAUUCCUCCUCUGGAUCAUCCAGAUGGUCAUUGGAAAACUUCAGACAGGCCUGGACAUCCUCUGGCUUGAGCAGGGGGACCUUGCGUGCGCUGCAGGAUUUUAAUCCAUGACGGCGUAGUGUUGGUUUUCUUUGAGACUGUGGUCCCAGCUCUCUUCAGGUCAUUGACCAGGUCCUGCCGUGUAGUUCUGGGCUGAUCCCUCACCUUUCUCAUGAUCAUUGAUGCCACACGAGGUGAGAUCUUGCAUGGAGCUCCAGACUGGGGGUGAUUGACAGUCAUCUUAAACUUCUUCCAUUUUCUAAUAAUUGCGCCAACAGUUGUUGCCUUCUCACCAAGCUGCUUGCCUAUUGUCCUGUAGCCCAUCCCAGCCUUGUGCAGGUCUACAAUUUAACCCUGAUGUCCUUACACAGCUCUCUGGUCUUGGCCAUCGUGGAGAGGUUGGAGUCUGUUUGAUUGAGUGUGUGGACAGGUGUCUUUUAUACAGGUAAUGAGUUCAAACAGGUGCAGUUAAUACAGGUAAUGAGUGGAGAACAGGAGGGAUUCUUAAAGAAAAACUAACAGGUCUGUGAUAGCUGGAAUUCUUACUGGUUGGUAGGUGAUCAAAUACUUAUGUCAUGCAAUAAAAUGCAAAUGAAUUACUUAAAAAUUAUACAAUGUGAUUUUCUGGAUUUUUGUUUUAGAUUCCGUCUCUCACAUUUGAAGUGUACCUAUGAUAAAAAUUACAGACCUCUACAUGCUUUCUAAGUAGGAAAACCUGCAAAAUUGGCAGUGUAUCUAAUACUUGUUCUCCCCACUGUAUAUAUUAUUGUUUGAAAUGAUGUAUCUGAAAAUACAUUUUCCAUUAACAUUAUAAAUACCAUGGGGAAAAAAGGAUGAUCAAUCUCUUUAUUUUAAAAGUUCCAUGAUCACCUUCCUUGCGACAAUAAAUAUAUUUAAAGCUUUUCUACAA
Oncorhynchus kisutch (coho salmon) is the source of this 5693-nucleotide messenger RNA. RefSeq names its product gamma-sarcoglycan-like. Lineage: Eukaryota; Metazoa; Chordata; Actinopteri; Salmoniformes; Salmonidae. The record is from RefSeq and is a predicted model, not a curated record. The transcript has 8 exons. Gene Ontology annotation, cellular component: sarcolemma; sarcoglycan complex. Gene Ontology annotation, biological process: heart contraction; cardiac muscle tissue development. Bases 295 to 1164 code for a protein of 289 amino acids.